ACGAAAUAUUAAAAUACCCAGGUAGGUAGCGAUGACCAGGUCAAGAGAGAAGCUAUAGUGAUAAGUAUAAUCAAGAGCAACCAAUUACAAUUGCAUUAUAUACCCUCUACCACCCGAUACCAUCUGGUGCUUAAUUUAUACCUGAAUAGUCUCAUCUGGUUACCAAGUGGUGGAAGGCUUGAUUUUCGUCAAAGACCAUAACAGCAAUACGUAUAACAGACAAAGAGAUUGUUUUCAAACAAUUGUCGGGCGAUUUAUAACAACCUCGUUCCGCUACAGUUGAAGAAGCAUCGUGUAAUGGUUCAGUGACGCUGAUUAUUUACGACAACAUUGUUUUCAGGGUCUGGAUACCCCUAUAAUUGGCCGAAGAUGACAGGAGAAAAAGCAUCAUCGAACAUGGAGACAAAAGUCAUAUACGGAAAACGUGGUAGUAUCUUAGGAAAGAUCCCAAUCAAGAUGAGCAACCAAACUGCUCGUCAAAACGAUCGCCGAAGGAAUGAUAACAGACCAACUCAAACUAGACAGCCAGGCCUAAAUCGCCAACUUACCGCGAGGAACUCUGAAGAACUGCUUGACGCUGUAGGGAUCGCUUUACUUCAAGGUGUGGCGGAGGCAGACCAGUAUGUCCAUGCACAAGAACUCCAUGAAAACGUGGAAGACGGCCUUCCGGGACUUAACUUCCAAUUCGAACAAAGCGACUUGGUCGGAAAGUUUUUAGAUACAGGCUUCCACGAAGAGGACACACAUCGAAGGGUCAUACCGGAGAAUGAGUCGUUUUUCCCAAACCCUAUGGUUACCUUCCUUGUUGACCAGCCCCAGAAUCUCACUUGCCAGAUUUGUCUGGACAUGCCUGUCAAGUUGGCUUCCCGAGAUCAUGGAGGUACUGCAGAUUUAUCUGCGAUCCUCCCAUGUGGGCAUGUAGGGUGCUACCACUGUCUGAUAGCCUCACUUGAGCAGAAUUCCUCUUGUCCAUUCUGCAGGGAGAGACUAGUUUACGAAGAUUGUCGCCAUGAGGUCGAACCAAUUCCACUUACCUAUGGCAACAUUAUCUCGUUACCGAAGACUCUUUCCAAAGGGGGUGUCAUCGGCAAGAACUGUCGGGCUUGUGACGAAGAAGUGGAAUGUGAGAAGGCGGUCAAGAAAAUGAGGACAGCAGCUACUUUCGUUUCUAAUGCCUACCACCGCUUAGGAUCAUCCGCGGCCGGUUCAGAUGGAGCUGGGUUGUUAGACGGCGUUGUUGACCUUUUUGAACGUGUCCCGAGGGAGCACGUCCUCAGAGCUAAAACUCGAGAGGAGUGGUAAGUCGGGAGCCUACUAUCUGGCUGCGAUAGUUCUGAGUGUGAACAUUUCCUACAUUCAUUAAUUCAGUGACGUUUACUUGUUUUGUUUAGUUUGGGGGACCACACACUUUUGAAAUGUUUACUCUGGCAAGGGGCGUUUUAUGUUUGCUGUUUACUGUUUAGAGCUAAAUUGACCGCCUUAAAAUAAAAAUAAAAAAAUUCAAAAAAUGAUAAA
This is a messenger RNA of Hypoxylon trugodes, 1515 nucleotides long. RefSeq lists its product as uncharacterized. The transcript has a single exon. The record is from RefSeq and is a predicted model, not a curated record. Bases 370 to 1302 code for a protein of 310 amino acids. NCBI's taxonomy places the organism in Eukaryota, Fungi, Ascomycota, Sordariomycetes, Xylariales, Hypoxylaceae.